Molecule: messenger RNA, 2283 nt
Organism: Aspergillus luchuensis
Lineage: Eukaryota; Fungi; Ascomycota; Eurotiomycetes; Eurotiales; Aspergillaceae
Product: transcription factor domain-containing protein
Exons: 7
Coding region: 1-2283 (760 amino acids)
Biological process (GO): DNA-templated transcription; positive regulation of transcription from RNA polymerase II promoter by galactose
Cellular component (GO): nucleus
Molecular function (GO): DNA-binding transcription factor activity, RNA polymerase II-specific; zinc ion binding; RNA polymerase II cis-regulatory region sequence-specific DNA binding
Source: RefSeq, a predicted model, not a curated record
AUGUCUAGCGUGCAAGACUCUCAUGUUCGUCAUUCCGACAGCUCUGGUCGCCCCAAUAAACGUCGCAAAGUGGCAAUUGCGUGCGACGAAUGCCGUGCUCGGAAGGUCCGCUGUGACGGGAGACAACCCGUCUGUGGGCCAUGCGCAAAGCGAGUGGACCAGGGAAGCCAAUGUGUUUACACUGGGGGAUUGGAGAAAAAGCGAGCAGUUCGCAAUUACAUCGAAAGUCUGGAAAGCCGGAUCAAACAUCUAGAGAGUCCUCGUUCCUUUUAUGACAGUGGAGAAGGACGGCCUGUGCAAUCUUAUGAUAGCUCGGGCCAGUUGCAGCAUCAUGCCUCGCCCUCUAUGGGAGUGCCCACUCGCCAUAAUCGACCUGGGAGCAUUGUCUCUACAGCGACUACGAAUGCAGACCAUCUUUCUCCGGCGCGAAGCACCCCACAAUGUACACCCAAAGUAAAUCCCCAUCUUGUCACCAGGCACACUACUACCUAUCAGUCACCAGCCUCGCUGGAUCAGUCGCUUCGACUGAAAGACCCAACGGACAGUGUCAACGCCAUGAUGGGUGCCGUGGAGGAUGAACGUCCCACACAGGGCUUUUUUGGCAGCUCUAGUGCUGCCAGCUUUAUCCGUCAAAUCAAAACUGCCAUAGAUAAGAAAGUUUCGUCGCCGAACCGCCACACUUCGGAUUCGAUUCUUGGGGUUGGUCCGCCUCCCAGUUUGAUGUCCACGAAGAAGCCACGGUUAUCCACAGUCCCCAACUAUGUCCUCCCUCCACGAAAGACGGCAGAUAGCCUCAUGGGGGUUUACUGGGAGUUUGUUUUCCCACUAUAUCCACUCGUUGACAGCCUUCAGUUGAGAAGAGAAUAUGAGAUGAUUUGGACAGGGGAGGCUCUUCAAUCUGAUGAAAACAUGCUUAUGUGUACCGUCAAUGUCAUUUUUGCACUGGCCUGUCAACUGGCUGACUUUAUCCCACCAGAGGAGCGGGAGGCUUCUGCAGAUGCAUUCUUUACUCGUGCAAAGGAUCUUCUUCAAUUCAACCUCUGGAAUACAGGCUCCGCUGCUCUAAUUCAAUGUCUGCUUCUAAUGGCUCAGUAUUUGCAAAGCACCGACUCCGCCCAUCAGUGCUGGAUUGUCACCGGGCUGGCUAUCCGCAAUGCCCAAGGCCUUGGCUUGCAUCUUCCCCAAACAAUCGCUCGUCUUCACAAUCCACAGGAACAGCAGCUGGCUCGCAAAAUAUGGCACGGAUGUGUUCUGAUGGAUCGAGUCAUAUCCAUGACAUUUGGGCGCCCUGCCAUGAUCUCUAAGGCGUCGUGCGGGUCGGUUCCUCUACCAGCUACGGUGGACGAGGAGUAUAUCCCUGCAGUGUCUGGGUCCGAGGUGACACAGCCAGCAGACCGACCAUCAGUCAUGGCAUUCUAUGCAAAGUCUCUUGAACUUUAUGAAAUCCUGAAUGAUAUCCUCUUGAGUCUGUACAGUCCGACAACCGAUGAAAGUCCAGAAGACAUCUAUGACUAUUACUUCAAUAAAGAAGCCAAUCAAGGAGAGCGGACCAUAUUCGAACUCGACCGGGCACUUACGAAAUGGUCCCGAAGCCUACCAUCACACUUGCGAGGUGAAUCACAUCUAGGGGGCGGAUAUACAGUCUUCUACCACCAAAGUGUUGUAUUGCGUGCAAGAUUCCUUCACGUAAGGAUGCUUCUCUUCAGACCUAUCCUGUCCAGAUACUGUACUUCACGUGAAAUCGGGAUUGCGGAUCCAAUGAUUUCCCUGCAAGACUCUUUUCCUCAGCGAGUUGCAUUGCAAUGCUCGACCAUUUGCGUCAAGGUUGCUCAAGAGGUUAUCGGGCUAAUACACAGUAAUCUGCCCGCCGAUGGAAGUUCAGGCCCUCUUCCUGCCUGGUGGUACAACAUCCUGUACGUUUACACCGCUGCCACCGUUCUCAUAGCCGGUCGUCUCUGCCCUGCUAUAUUAGAAGAGGUGACUGAAGCUGCAAUCACGCAGUCGUGGGAAAACGCUUUGGAGGUAUUGCAAAGAUAUCAUAGCCACAGCACGUCCGCUCGGCGAUGUGUUGCAGCUCUCGAAAUUCUCUACGAACGGGUAGUAUCCGAAGGGCCUCCACUCCAUGACCACCAAACGAGCGCUUUCCCCACGAACCCUGCGUCUAAUGGUCUCGGCGAUCUUUCUUUAGGGGAGGGUAUCAAUUCAAUACUGUUGGAUAGCCUUGACUUCCCAGACUUUCAAGAUAUGUCAUGGUUGAACAGUGUUCCCAGCAACCUCUUCUGA